Molecule: messenger RNA, 2525 nt
Organism: Pocillopora meandrina
Lineage: Eukaryota; Metazoa; Cnidaria; Anthozoa; Scleractinia; Pocilloporidae
Source: the annotation of a GenBank genome assembly
AUGGCAUACAUGAGAAGCGUCACGUUUGUCCUUCUUAUAAAUCUCUGCAUAAUUCUAUGCGCUUCGCUUCCUCUUUCGUCGAUUCAGAGAGAAGAAAAGGACAAUUUUUACGACAAGGUAUACUUUAACAUUAUUUCUCUUUGUUUCGUAACUUUCUUUAUUCAUUUCAAUCCACUUCUCAUUGACGCGCGGCAAACCAGAAUUGAUCCCUACGCGCAUGCCCGACGUUUGACCGCUGUGUUGUGAUGGCCUCACAUAAACUAGCUAUUUGGUGACACAUUAAUAGUUCUGUACUAUAACUAAGUAGCCUUGACUCUAGGUGUUUCCAGGGGAAGAGAGAGCCUCUCAGGAUUACUUUGAUCACUAUCCUUGGAGUAGAAAUAAGCAAACAGAAAGUUUCCCUUCAAGAGACAGAGCAUACGAAAAUGAAAACACAGCGUCAAAGUUUCAACUCCAACGAAGUCUCACAGACGAAGAAUUAAAGAGAAUUCUUCUUCGAGACAUAGUCAACUGGGUAAGAAAAAUGUUUAUCAGUGAUAUGUAGCAUUGCUUUACCAGUGAUAUGUAGCAUUGCUUUACAGGUGAUAUGUAGCAUUGCUUUACCAGUGAUAUGUAGUAUUGCUUUACCAGUGAUUUGUACUAUUGCCUUACCGAUGAUGUGUAUUAUUGCUUUUUCUGUUGCUCUUCCCAAAUAACACUGAUCUUCUUUUGAACGACAAGUACUUACUGUACAGGUUCAACCCUUCGUAUUGCUUCUAUACAUAACUGUCGACGAGAGUCAAAUGCAACAGUUAUGUUUGUUUCAUAAUCACUCAUGAGAUCAAUACGUCGUCCGUGUAUCCUUUCACCUGUUACUGUUAUAUAUCUUCUCAGCAUUUUGACAGCCGAGAGGACAAUGAAAAUCGCUAGUCGAGGGAAUUUUUAGUGUGCUUAAAAUCCAUGUUGAAUUUAAUCUUUGGAGUUUUCAAACGAUUCUGAACAAGCCAUUGGUGUUUCGACAACACUGGGCACCACUACAUGACAAUGCGAAUAAAAUCUACCAUAUUUAUGCAUUGACGAGGAGAAAUUAUUUUUUUCAGAAAAAUGGGAACAAUUUCGAGAAACGAGAGCCGCAGCGGAAAUGCCGAAUCCACCCUGGAUAUAUAGGUUGUUCAAGACAGCAGACACAGAAUGAAGACGAAGCCAGAAACAAAGACAUGGUACGUUGCUGCCGAUUUUUUUGUCAUGUAGGCCUUUUCCAAAACCUUUUUGACCAAAGCGGAAAGCAGGACUCGUGUGGUUUGCGCGCGUUCUUUGCACAGCUAAUGGUGACACACAAGAGAGAAAAAUUUUAAUUGAGCGUCGAAAAUAAUCCAGGAUUGUUUUGGUUUUGUUUUACUUCGGAUUGGUCUAAUAAAAAUUAUCAUGCUCUUAACCGAUCAGACGCCAAACGAAACUUGGUCGCCCCGUUUUUUCGCGCUAUUAGUAGCUUGCCCGUUGUUACUUUGUGUACUCAUUGGCUAAUAAUGACACCAACCUUUGUUAUGAUUGGCUCUUGUAACUAAUUAAGUUUUAGCCUACGACAGUCUAUAAAAAAAAAUGCUCUUGUCCAAGAAUUUUUAAGAAUUAAUUAAAUGCAUAACUCUGAGUAAGAGCUUUCGAGAAGAUUAUUUUAAAAAGGUGUGUGGUUCCUGCAUAUGGGAAAGCAUCCCUUCAACCAUUUUCGUGCUCUUCAAACUUCACGCAUGGGCGUUCGAGAGAUACAGAUUGACGCAUAAAUCGGAAGUUUAAAAUAACAACAUUUUUGAUGCGAUAGUUUCCAAGAGGUGUCACCUUUAGAAUCAAGACUUUAAGGAGGAUUUAUUUCCUAAGCUCGAACCAAUGUUGCACAAUAAUUAAUAAAAAUAACGGUAAAUCUGCCUUAGGAACCUUUUAACAGAGACCCUGGAGCGAACCUGAGUGACGAAGAAGACAAGGAUCGGAUCAAACAAUACGAUGCGGAGAUAGAAAGAACCUUCAGGGCACUGGAACGAGAAAUGGAUGGUCGUAAACUGUUGUAAAACACCUGACUAUUUGCACAAUCUUUUCGAAACCUCAAGUUCGAAAAAUUGAUGAUUAAAUAUGGAAUAAACUCAUAAAGUUCUGAGAUUAUGCUAAUUACGCGGGCUGUAACCCAGUAGACCUUAAAUGCUUAAUGUGUUUUAAUGCUCUGCAAGUAAUGUUGGUCUAAAACAUGAACUUAUAUCCAAGGCUUAUACAUGAGCUGUAAAAAAAUACACGAAUUAAUGGAACGGCAGUGAAUUUGACGUUUUGUGAUCGUAGAGUGGAGGAAGUUGAAAACCGAGGAUUCAUUGAUUCAUGUACAUGUAGCUCUUGUAAGGGCACAGUAGUCGCAAUACGCUUAUUUGUUCAUCCGGAAUGUCUUUCUGCUAUCAGUGUUGGUAUAGUAAUCAACAAUGUAUAUAAGAACUGUAGAAAUGCUAUUAAAGUUCUGGCUCAAUUGCAUUUAUUUGGGCAAGAGUGUUAAAUAAAGAUGGAUCUCUCCU